CCGGUGGCGGCGCAGAGGCUGCGGGCGGCGGCGGGGACGGGCAGGAGCGCGGCGGGCGCCGUGCGGGGACGCGAUGCACUCGCUCUUCAGGAAACGCAACAAAGGGAAAUACAGCCCCUCCGUGCAGAAGAAAAGCAUCUCCAGCAAAGAGCUGACCGAGCUCAUCGAGCGCCUGCAGAAAAAUGCUGACCAGGUGGAGAAAAACAUCGUGGAGACCGACUCCCGAAUGCAAAAUGACCUGCACAAGAUCAAGGCGUGCCAGCUGGCGCAGUACAAGGAGCUGACAGCACAGAAACUCUCCGAGUCCGACAAGCUGCUCUACGUGCUGGACGGGGACGCGGCCGUGGCCCGGCACAUGAAGCACCCCCAGGGGGACAUGAUCACAGAAGACAUCCGGCAGCUGAAGGAACGCGUGGCAAACCUGCGUGUGAAACACGAGCAGAUCUACAACUUCCCCCUGCAGCACAUCGAGCCCCAGGUUAACUGGUCAACAGUGAUCGAGGAGAAACAGGAUGCGCUGAGCAGCAAAGGCUUUGGGACUGACCUGCCGCUGGUCAACAGCCAAGUAGAAGAGCACAACAUCUUCCACAACGAGGUCAUGGCCAUCGGGCCACACAUCGUCAAGGAAGGAAGCAAGGAAAAUAUGAGCGACUUCCAAACCAAAUACCAGAAGCUGCUGGCCGGCUCCCAGCAGCGGCAGCAGGACCUGAACUCGCUGCAGGAUUACAUGCAGCGCUGCACCAACAAGCUCUACUGGCUGGAUCAGCAGGCCAAGGACAGGACCCAUUACGACUGGAGCGACCACAACUUGGACUACCCCAGCCGGCGCCGCCAGUACGAGAACUUCAUCCACCGGAAGCUGGAGGAGAAGGAGGAGGCCAUCAACAAGCUGCACGCUGAUGGGGAUCAGCUGCUGGCCCAGAACCACCCUGGGAAGAAUGCCAUUGAGGCUCACAUUGAGGCUGUGCACGCUGACUGGAAGGAGUACCUGAACCUGCUGAUCUGCGAGGAGAGCCACCUGAAGUUCAUGGAGGACUUCCACAAGUUUCAGAAGGACAGCAAGGAUGCUCAGGAGCUUUUGAAGAAGGUGGAUACAGACCUGGACCAAAAAUUCAGCCCGGAGUUCAAGGACAGAUACCAGCUGGAGUCCCUCCUCCGGGAGCUGGAUGACCAGGAGAAGGCCCUGGACAAGUACGAGGCAGUGGUGAAGUCGCUGCAGGAGCGCAGCCAGCAGGUGCUGCCCCUGCGGUACCGCCGGCAGCCGCCGCCGCAGCCCAUCCCCGUGGAGGCGCUCUGCGAGUACGAGGGCGAGCAGGGCCAGAUCAGCCGCGGAGCCCACUACACCCUGCACAGGAACAGCGGCGACCUUUGGGAAGUGGCCGACAGCGCAGGAGACACCAUCAGCGCCCCCGGGGUCUGCUUCAUGAUCCCCCCGCCCGACCCAGAAGCGAUAGCCCUGGCAGAGCAAAUUGCCAAGCACUAUGUGGCCGUGAAGGAGAAGACCAACAACUGCAAGAACGUUCUCCAGCAGCGCUAUGAGGGGCUGAAGGCAGACAGCAUUGGAGAUGCUGCAUCAGUUCGGGGACGCCAGCUCCUGGCAGGGCUGGAGAAAGUCAACAGUGACCUGGACAAGCAGGAGAAAGCGAUAACAGCAAACCUGCGGCCGCCGCUGGAGCAGAGCCGGGCAGUGCAGGACAGCACCGAGCGCUCCAAGGAUCUCAAGAACAUCACCAACGAGGUCCGGCGCAUCGAGCCUGAGAAGACGAGGAAGAUCCAGGAGUGCGAGGCCUUCAUCGAGUCCGUGCCCAACACAGGCAGCGCGACCCUGGUGAGGAGCAAGGUGGAGAACACCAACAAGAAGUACGAGCGCGUGGUGCAGCUGCUCAGCGCUGCCCAGGAGAAAGUUGAGGUGGCCACAAACCUGGAGAGGAGCCUCCAGCAAGGCCGAGACCUGCUGUCAACCUAUGAGAACAAGCUGGUCAUAGAUGACACGGUACCAGAGGACUUGAGGGUGGUGGACAGGAAGAAGGAGGAGCUGCUGGCCAUGGGCAGCGAGCUCCAGUCCAAGAAGUUCCUGCUCAGUGAAGCCGAGCAGAACCUGCAGAGGACCAAGACAUGCUCCAACACCCUGGCCAGCAAGUUCCAGGAGCACUGUCCCGACAUCGAGCGCCAGGAGGCAGAGCUCUACAAGCUCAACCAGCGCUUCAACAACCUCAGCAAGCAGAUUGACCACAGAACGCAAACCCUGCAGAAAGCAAAAAGUGCCUACUCCAACUACCGUGCCAACUACGACAAGGUGAACCAGUUCCUGUGCAACAUCCCCAACUACGAGCCCCAGGAGACUGACAACAUCCAGCAAGUGGAGAUGAAGCUCAAGAGCCAAGCGGCACUGCUCAGUGACAUUGCAAGCAAGGAACAGGAGGUGCAGAAGGUCUCUGCCACAGCUCAGCAGUACCAGCAGGCAGUGAAGGACUACGAGUUGGAGGCUGAGAAGCUGCGGUCCAUCCUGGACCUGGAGAACGGCCGGAAUGGCUACACCAGCAAGAAGCCCAGGCUGCAAUCCCCAGCUGCCAAAGUGAAGGAGGAGGAAGCUGUUCUGGCAGCCAAAUACACAGAAGUGAAUGCUGUGAACAAGCAGAGGCUGCAGAACCUGGAGUUUGCCCAGAGCCUCCUGCGGCAGCAGCCAGAGAUUCAGGUGACACAAGACUUUGCCCAGACCAAAAAGUCUGUAAGGCCUGUGGAAGAAGUCUGGAAGUUGAAGAAGGAGCUUGAGGAUGAGACUCAGCGUCGGCAACAGCUCGAGGCAGAGAUUGAAGCCAUUCAGAACAACAUUGUCCACCUGCAAAAUCAGAAACCCCAAGAAACUGUGGUGAAGAAAGAACUGGUGAAGAAGGUGCCUGACCCCCAGCUGGAAGAGAGUUUCCACAGACUGCAGCAAAACCUGGCAGAGGAGCAGCGCAAGAACCAGGCACUCCAGGAUGAGCUGGAGGCUCUUAAGAUCCGGCUGCGAGUCCUGGAGCACGAGAAGAGGGAAGGAGGGCAGGAGUACAUAGUGAAAGAGGUGCUGAGGAUUGAACAAGAUAAGGCUCAAGCUGCUGAAAUCCUGAAGCUCAAAGAGGAACUGGAAGAGCUCAGGAGGCAGGAAGGGACCAGGGAGAGUGAAGUCAUCCUCUUACGCCAACAAAUUGCUGUGCUGUCCAGCGAGAAGAACAAAGAGCAGGAGAAGGUGACGGAGAAGGAGGUGCUGAAGCUGCAGAAUGAUCCCCAGCUGGAGAUGGAAUUCCGGAUGUUGCAGGAGACCAAGGAGAGGGAGAGUGCCCUUCGGCAGAAGCAUGAGGAAGAGCUCAGCUUCCUCCAGGAAAAGCUCAAGCGUCUGGAGAAGGAACGGGCCAUCGCCGAAGGCAAAAUCACCGUCAAGGAGGUGCUGAAGGUGGAGAAAGAUCUGGCCAUUGAGAGGGAGGUGAACGAGCUCCGGCGCCAGUACGAAGAUGAGAAGUCCAAGGGCCGUUCCAAUGAGCGGGAAAAGGCUGAGCUGCUGAGGAAGAUCCAGCUGCUGGAGGAGGAGAACUCCAAGGUGGUUGUUCAGGAGAAAGUGCGUGAGAUUGUGCGCCCGGACCCCAAGGCUGAGAAUGAAGUUGCCAACCUUCGCUUGGAGCUGGUAGAGCAGGAGAGGAGGUACCGCGGUGGGGACGAACAGCUGAAGAGCUGCCAGAACGAACUGGCUGCUCUCAAGAACAGAGGGCCCCUGGUAGAAGUCAAAGAAGUCAUUAAGGAGGUCAUUAAGUACAAGAAUGAUCCAGAAACCGAAAAGGAGCUACAGCGACUCCGGGAGGAAAUAAUAGAGAGGACCGGAGCUAUAGAAAGAGCUGACCUCGAGAUCUACCAGCUGAAACAAGAGAUACAAGCGUUGAAAGACACCAAACCUCAAGUGCAAAUGAAGGAAGUUGUUCAAGAAAUCCUCCAGUUUCGGGAAGACCCCAAGACCAGAGAGGAGGUAGAGUCGCUGCGAGUGCAGCUGGCAGACGAACAAAUGAAGCACAUUGACCUGGAGAGGGAACGACUUCUCCAAGAAGAAAAAGUAAGACUGAAGGAGGAAGAACUUUCCCAGGUGAAGGAGAAGGUGGUCCAACAGGAAGUAGUGAAGUAUGAGCAGGAUCCUGCCUUGAAAGCUGAGGUGAACUCCUUCUCCCAGAGCAUCGAGAGCGAACUGAAGCAGAUCGACGGGCUCCGUGAGGAGCUGCGCAAGCUGCAGAGGAGACGCUCCGAGCUGGAGCGGCAGCUCGAGGAGCUGGAGAAGGAGAGACAGGCCCGCAGAGAGGCCGAGCUGGAGGUGCAAAGGCUCAGGAUCCGGCUGAACGAGCUGGAAGAACAGGAAAGAGAAACGACAGAACGAGUGACUGUGAAACAGAAAGUGAUCCUUCAGCAAGAUCCCCAGCAGGAGAAGGAGCACUCCCUCCUCAAGCUGGAGUUAGAAGAAGAGAAGCACCGCAGACAAGUCCUGCAAACCGAGCUAGAAGCCCUGAGAAAGAAGCUCCUUUCUUUGGAGAAGAUGGAGGUCAAGGAGAAAGUGGUCUUUUCAGAGAGUGUCCAAGUGGACAAAGGAGACACAGAGUACGAGAUUCAAAAGCUGAAGAGCAACCUGGAGGAAGAAAGUAGGCGCAAGAGGGAGCUGGAUGCAGAUCUCAACCACCUGGAAACCAGGCUGUCCGAGGUGGAAUUCAACAACUCCAAGUCAUCAAAGGAACUAGACUUGUUAAGGGAGGAAAACCACAAGCUCCACCUCGAGAAACAGAACCUACUGAUGGAAACAAGAAGACUGCAGUCAGAGAUUGAACUCACCGCAACAGAAGCUCAGGAUCUGAGAAACAUGACCCACGUGGACAGUGGAAUAAACCUGGACUCCAGGUUCCAAGCUUUGGAAAGAGAGUUAGAGGAUCUGAAGCAGUUAUCCAGAGAAAAAGAUGCAGAGAUUGAGCAACUCCAGAAUCGCCUGAAGACAGUGGCUAUCAAGAGGGAGCAACGAGAGAACCACCUGAGGCGCUCCAUCGUGGUCAUUGACCCCGACACAGGAAAAGAGAUGUCUCCAGAGGAAGCUCACGUGUUUGGCCUCAUUGAAUGGAGCCUGUUUGUCAAACUGAAGAGCCAGGAAUGUGACUGGGAGGAGAUCUCAAUAAAGGGUCCCAACGGGGAAUCAUCUGUGAUCCUCGACAGGAAGUCUGGCAGGGAGUUCUCCAUCGAGGAUGCCCUGAAGAGCGGGAGGCUCACCACGGCCCAGUAUGAAAGUUACCUCAACAAGGAGAUGUCCAUCCAGGAGCUGGCAGUCUUGGUGUCCGGAAGCAAUUACACAGCGCUCGCUCCACUUUAGAAACUUCACUUCAAGAGCAGCCAGUCAGAGCUGCAGCACCUUGCAGACAUCCAGAUCACUGCAAAGCCUCACCCUCCUUCGCGUCUUCCAAACUGCUACAGCCUCUGCCCCGGCCAUGCUACGCAGCCACUCCGCUUGUUGUCACACACUGCAGAAAACACCACCAGUAGUGGAAAACAUCUGCCAACCUCCUGAAACCCCUCUUCCUCCCUGCCUAUCAGAAAACAAGAGAAAGCCUUAGGACAGUGAAGUGCUUCAAGUCCAAAAGACUCAGUAGAACCUGCAGUUUCCUCAGCUCCUACUCACAUAGUCGUGUACGCAGUCGUGUCAGGAGAGAGAAGGACCCUGAAGGUCCAGGUGACUCUGAGGUGACCAGCAGGAGCUGGUUACAUCAGCUGCAUGUUGAUAAGCCAGACAGUCCCACUGUGGACAACUGACUCAAUGAUGGGCUCGUCCUCUGAGAAAACCAGCUCUGUGGAAACCAAGGUUUCAGCCCAGAAUCACCAUGUCAAGACUCACCACCACCAUUUGUUCACCUCUGUGCCUGUGCUGCUGGGGAAGAAUGAAGGUGUACUUUGAUGGCACCAGCCAUUGAUCCAGAAGGAGCAUUCACACACUCCAGAGGUCAAGGAAAAGGACAUGAAGAGAUGGCAGAACCACCAGACACAAGGGGCUGUGCACACCAUGCAAGGGAACCCAAGGCAGAGAGCCUCCCACAGGCAGCUCCUUCACUCGUGGUUAAAAGCUGUUAGUGCUGGUGUUUUCCUGGAUGGAGUUACAUGCAGCUACAUGUUUCAUUUACUUGUGUAAGGGAAUGGGGAAUAGAGGGGAAUUCUAUUUAUAGUACAAAAUAAAAAUGCAGUGGUUCCAAUUAGAAGGCGUUUGGUUUUCAUUAAUUAUGGCAGCCUCCUGAUCUUUGGCUGUACAAGAAGUUGCCAUUUAGGAAUUAAAACACCAAGAUUAUUCAUUUUAGCUGUUGGCACUUUUCCAAGGGGAAAUUGCUGGAGCAGCACUGAAGCUGGGACUAAUGAGCAGCAUUAGAUGGGAGUGAAGUGCACUAAAGAAUGGGACUGACUGCAGAACAGUGGAUUACACUGGGAUAGUACCUUUCAGAGCCCAUUCACUUCCUUUUGCCAAAUUUCAGCUAAUAGCCAAACCCUGGGGAGCUCUGAUGUCCACAAAAGCAGUCAUAAUCAUUCCCUGCUUAUCCCUCCUGGCUCUGGGGAUUUACACCACUAUUUUACCUUUGUGAAUGAAGGGAUCAGGGAGGAUCUCACUGGUCCUGCAGGGUCUGAGCCCCACAUGUCCUUUCCAGCAGAGGCCAGCUUCAACCAUGAGGAGCACAGAGAAUGAAAAGAAACAUUCCUACCCCUGCAACAGCUGCAACACAGCUGCCAUUCACUCACCACAUAGGAGACUUUAAAACAGUCAAUAAUUCAUUACUCACUUGAAACAGAGCAUCCAAGCUGCAACAGAAAUUCUUGGAAACAAAGUCAGGGAAUUAGAUGUAAGGAGAUUGGGGGAAAAAAGUGUUUUGGAAAGUUUGAAACAAUUUAUUGAGUUGUUCUGUACAAGAUUAACAUUUUUCAUACCACCCCCACCAUCUUCAGCAAGACAGUGCCAACACACAUAAAAAAAAAUAGAAUAGUAAACUGCAGCUCUUACACCCAAAAGGAACUGCCAUCCCCAGGUAAGUGCCAUGGGAGCCUAUCCCUCCCCAUUCCAUCCUGGAAGCGCUGCCAGUUGCCUCACCAAGGCAGAGGUGCCAACCUGGCUCCCCAUCAGCUGCUCUGUGUGGGCCUGCCUUGCUGCUCCACACCACUCACUCAUUCAUUAUAGCACGUAAAGAAAAAAUAUCCCACAGAAUUUCCACCACAUAAACGUUUCCCUGAGGCAAGAGGCUUCGCUAAAUUCCUAGAGGAGGGCAUUCUGCUCCGGCCGCGCACACGGGGGCUGCCCAGCAGAAGCAUUCAAGUGAAAGCAGAGAGGGAGGAGAACCAGUACCUCGAGUCACUCACUGAGAGCCCCUAUCCUGCCAGGUGUCCCAAGCUUUCAGCUUCCAGGGAAAGGUGAAGGUGCCAAGCACCCCUCAGGAUGAGGCCUUCAGCAGGAACCACACGACAUCCACUGCUCAGAGUCCACCAAGAAAUGCUGUGCUUCGUUUUACCCACACGAGUUCUGUCUUUGGCUCUUCUGCUACAACCUAGUAUUUUCUGUAAACAGACUUGAAAUCUGAACUGUAUCCAUUCAUUUGGAAUACAAUCAACUCACUGAUCUUGGGCAGUUAUGUAUCAGCUCAAAUUGAAAACAGUCUUUCUCAGAUCUGAACAAAAACCAGAGGAAACUACAGCAGACAUGUGCUGGUAUUCUGGGGUCAGCAUCCUUCCCCAAAGCUCAAGGAGGAAGCUACAAGCUUUUCCUUGGAACACCAGUAAAUUCUACAUGGAUCAGCACUACCCCUGCACAACUGGGACGUGGCUGGGGGGGGUUGAGAGAAGACAGACUGGGCAGAGCAGGAAACCAAACCUCAGAAAGUUCAGGUGGAGCCUCAGCCUGCCCUUAGCCUGAAAGGGGGUGCACACGGGGAGUAUUUAGCUCUGAAGUUAAAAAAAUGAACAAGAAAAGACACCCCCCAACUGUGGAUGGUCCCUGUUCCUGCAGUUGUGCUGAGCACAUGAUCCUGGUGCAGGUACCAUUGAGGAGAGCAGUGUUUUUCUCUGGAAUUCAUUCGAAAGGUCGUGACCUUGGUUCAUCUCACUCAAUCCCUCUGCCCACCAAACUGAUCCUAACUCACAACCCUAGGAAAGAAUGGCUUUAGGGGAGGGCCUGGAACCCACCUGCACAUACUGGGAUGAGAACUGGUGCUCCUGCUGGAUUUGGGACUGUGCUCAGUCACCAGGUCACCACUGAAGUCCAGACAGUGCAGCUUUUUUUUUUUUUUUUUUCUGAUGUGCAACCAUAAAAA
This is a messenger RNA of Pyrgilauda ruficollis (rufous-necked snowfinch), 8330 nucleotides long. RefSeq names its product periplakin (gene PPL). The record is from RefSeq and is a predicted model, not a curated record. The transcript has 22 exons. NCBI's taxonomy places the organism in Eukaryota, Metazoa, Chordata, Aves, Passeriformes, Passeridae. Gene Ontology annotation, cellular component: membrane; cytoskeleton; cytoplasm. Gene Ontology annotation, biological process: wound healing; intermediate filament cytoskeleton organization. The coding region runs from base 74 to 5365 and encodes 1763 amino acids. Gene Ontology annotation, molecular function: cadherin binding; structural molecule activity.